GGAGAGUCCUUCCGUUCCUCUGUGUUUUGCCCCGUGUCAACUCAUACUCUAAAGCCUUGGAAAUACAGAGAUCCUUGGAGCUUCAAUCAGGACAGAAAAUCGUUAUUCCACGUCAACUCCGUUCAUGGUACUCUUUGUUUUAUUCUGAAUUUUAUUGACUUUUACUAGAGAAGGGUAAAGGUGUGGCUGCUUAUCUAGGAUUGUCCAUGGAUUCUGGGCCAGCCUUUAUUUUUAUCCAGCCUUUUUACCUGUGUUUUUACAGCCUUUUUGAAAGUUUGGCAACAUUGUUGUGGACCCGGAAUAUAAAGUGAUCAGUCCGAGAAAUGUAAUCUUUCGGACGGUAACUAGUUUGCUUCCUAGCUAGCUGAACGCAAGAAAAUGUUGUGAAAUCCAGCUAACGUCUUGUGAAUGACGGUUUUUGAUUUCUGGAUCCAUGAUGCAGAAAGUGUCACUUUGUUUCUGCGGAGAGAAAUUAAUAUUUGCUUCUCAAAAUCAUUUUUGUUUAUCUGACGAAACUUUUACUCCGAAAACGAAUUAGUAGAGACAAUGCCAGUUCUAAACUUAGUGGGUGUGAACCGCCAGUCAGAAGAGGGGUAACCUGCCCCGUGAUCCGUCAGAGAAGAGAAGCUGUAUAGACUGUCUUAAGAAGAAGAAGAAGAAGAAGAAGAAGAAGAAGAAGAAGAAGAAGAAGAAGAAGAAGAAGAAGAAGAAGAAGAAGAAGAAGAUGGGGAGUUAAAAGUGACACAGUAGUCUUGACUUUUACUUUUUGCUUUCUCUCCUCCCCUCUUUCUUCGCUUUCCUUGCCUUAUUUUUUCUCUCUUGCGGGGCAUUUAGUAGGCUUCAGAUUCGUAGGAAAAGUUUUUAGGAGAGCUUUUAGGAUCUUGGCAUUAGUUGAAAGCAAAGGUAGGUGGGAAGUGGAACAAGAUUUUCAUGGUCAAUGUUACCUGGUAUUCUGCCUUUUUCUCCGGUGUCCUUGACUGAAUUGUGCUCAUUCUUGUAUGGUUUGAAAGAUCUCUUCACUCUGUACAAGUUAGCGGACAAAGUGAUCCUUGACUAUUAAAACUGAUGACGUCACAAGCGGUAGAAAAGAGGUGGAUUCGCACGGGACGGUUACGGGCGGCUCAAGGGCGUGGGUUAAUUGUCGCAGGCUAUGCACAAUCAAGACCCAAUAUAGCACACUGUUAACAGACGAAGGUAAAUUACGUAUCUUAUCAUCUGUCAAGCGAAAAAAAGGAGCGUCAUCGCCUCAUUAGUUUCUUUUCACUGAGUUUGAAAAAUCCAUUCAUCCAGUAAUUUAAAAAAAAAACCGCACAAAUUGUAUUUUAUAGAUAUUCUUAGCAGUGUUGCAGCUAUGAAAUCAAUCAGCUUAUAAAUGCAACAAAAACCCAUUAUCCCUUUUUCCUUCUCAGACCCAGAUCUAUAAUUGAAGGAAAUGUUAAACCGCAAACAAGAUAGUUUACAUAUUUUCUGCAUUUCUUGUUUUCGCUUGUUGUGCCGCGGGGCUUAUCCUUUUCACAUGUUGCUAUAGCAACGUAAGAGUCGAUGAAGUAAGAUGGUCUCGUUCUAUGCGAUCGUGUAAGGAAUUCAUCAAUUUACUUUUCAGCAUCAAAUGUAAGUGAGAAUUCUCUUAUCUGAUUUACUUAACGAACUUCAAAGGGCAUUUUUGUUUCUUCUUACAAAAAAUCUGCGAUUUAGGCGCGUAAAAUGUCUAGUCUCCCGCGACAACACAGAUUCGACUGGCCAUCGCAGAUCUUUUGUGAUUAUUUGUUCGUUUCUGUGUCAACAUGACUUUAGAAUUGCUUACAGUUGUUACAUUAAUAAUAUAUUAGACUGAAGUUCCUUAAGAGCCUCAGCGAUCGCUGGAUGAUCGAGUACUAUAAUCUUUAAUGCAAAGAAUGUAAGCUUGUGUAAAGAAAACCGCGUAUGCCUUUAUAUAAUUCCUCUCUCACAACAGUACACGCGGUUAAACAGUCGUUUUCAAGCAUGGCUUUGUUUAUAGCUGUUUGAUUGGAAGGGAAUUUCUGACGAAGUCUUCUUUUACUAUAAUCGUUGUCAUGUAAUUAAACGAGAAGUGACCCGGACUGCUGAUGUAUAAUUAAAAACCCAUUCCUUGGCCAUGUUGACGAAGAUCUGUUCGGAGACGACUUUGAUUUAGUACACGCUUUGAUUUAAUACUACUAAAGAAGUGGUUGAUCAAGAGGUUCAAGUGGUGUUCUCAGGGUUUUAACCUGUUUUAUACAUGUGCAUAGAGUGCGCAGAAUAACACUAUGUCCAAGAAAGAACAACAGUUCUGAUCAGCUGUUCUAAAAAUACUGAAAGCAUUGUCUUCACACCAUAUUUGUGGAAUUGUAAAAGGCUAGAUCUACAGCCACAAUCUUGGACAAAGUAAAUGGAAAACUUAGACCCCCCUCACAACAAGUCAAAAAUUGGAAAAUGGUGUGUUUUGGUUGUCACGCAGCUUCACCUUGAUUUUGGGGUGUUAGGGUUUUUGCUGUUCCAUUUUGUUGUGACCAUGAUUGCAAUCUUGGACAAAAUAAAGUAAAAUUUAGACCCCCACCCUCCCCCAAGUCAAAAAUGGGAAAAUGGUAAGUUUUGGCCUUUGGUCAGGUUCAUCCUCGAUUUCUUUCUUUAAAUAAAUUUGUGGGCGGUGUUGAAACAGGAACUGAAGGUAUACUUGCCCAGCUCAAGAAAAAAGAGUUUGUGUUUUGUUACAUUACCUCAAAACUGAAAGAAGUGUUGUUUUGUAGACUGUUACACUGUAUAAGAUGUUGACAAACUCUUGCCAACCAUAUACUUUAGCACAUUGACGUUAAAUUUAUAAAAUUGGUGUAUGUGAGAAAAUAGUCAGGGAGUUUUACCUGUUUUGCCAAAUAUGUUCUCGUUGAGAUUAUCCAUGAUUUGUUGAGAGGAAAAACUUGACACAACAAGUUUUGAUUUUGAAAGAGAAAAAUUAAAAUAGCCUGUGGGCGAUCGACCCCUUACAGGGAUGCUGCAAACCCGGUCAAGUUUCAGCAAGGCUAUCAUCAUCACAAAACUCAGUGGUUUGAUAGUGGCAAAGUCACCGGUGGUGCAGGUGGAGGCGGGCUUGUUUAUGGCUCAGACCCAAGCAAUAAAAGCACUGGUAAGAUGACUGUUUAG
This is a messenger RNA of Porites evermanni, 3138 nucleotides long. The record is from the annotation of a GenBank genome assembly. NCBI's taxonomy places the organism in Eukaryota, Metazoa, Cnidaria, Anthozoa, Scleractinia, Poritidae.